UCUCUCGGUUUAUUGAAAUGUUUCUUCUGUAGAGCCCUGUUUACUAUCAAGAACUUUGUGAAUAUGCAAUCAUUGCCGACAAGCGAUUGUUACGGAUUCGGAAUUAAUUUUCAACGCCUUACGCUUUCUCCGGAAAUCGUUGUUACGCUCAACGAAGGUUUCAAGCACUUCGAUUACCAAUGGAGAACGAGCAAACAUUUAUACAGAGCGGGUUCCUCGAACGUGAAACCGACGUAGCGCUGUUCCAGGUCAGUAUGGAAUUACGUCAUCGAAAACGAGCUCGCUUACAAAAUGAUUGUAAAUUAGCCGAAGAUGAAAAGUGGAUCGGAAAUGUCCUCACGUCGAACCCUGUGAUUGUCAAACAUCUUAUGCGUUUCCUAACGGCAAAACAACUGUCCCGAGCAGUGGUUGUCUGCAGCCUAUGGAGAGAAUGCGCGCUUAAAGAGAAAUUGAGGCGGUUCGAAAUACAACAGUUUGGUUUUACGGUACACCAUGACAAUGGGGAGGAGCUUCCACCAUUUGGCACCUCAAGACCGUCGGAUGUCGGAAACCACUUUUAUCAGGUAACGGAAAACCUGCGGGCAGAACCGCGUGUCGUGUUCAUAUUUACAACGCAAAAGGUUGUUAGUAAAGCUGUUAAAUAUUUCGAGGACUUUUCAUCAACACCAGCUUACUUCAGGGCUACAGCCGAAUCCCUCAAACGCACAAAACGUCAUGUCUACAGUGUUGGCUUAUGCAAUCACUUAUCAACCUUACUGCCUCGAACGUCAGAAAUCUUUCUGUGCACCUCUUGGGGUAUGAUCUGCUGGAAUAAAGGUUUAGGACCUAUUGAGAUCGAGGACUGUGACGGCUUUUCUACACUCUUUCUACCAAAUAUGCCGGACGUCCAGUUUACCUCUUUCCGCCUUCUACAGCAAGACUGUGCGACGUCCCUUCGCGACGAUUACUUGUCUGAAAUUUCUGGUUUAUCGCAAGUGCAUAACAUUGCAGCUUUGGUGUUGUAUGCAAAUGAGAUGCCAGAUGGAGGUUCGGCACCGGCUAGACUUGUCGAUUAUACAAUACGGCGGAAUCCUGGAAUGGCCCUUGGGGGCGCACUCGUAUGUGAUUUCUCCGUUCCUGUGGACGGUGUCGAACGAGAGGUUGUCAAUAUGACUGGUCUCGCAAUUCAUGGUCAAGGAGUUCGUGCUGCGAGCGUCCUGCUUGAUCCAGAUUGUCGUGGACGUGAGAAGGUUCGAGCACGUCUGGCCGUUGUUGGGGAUCAAUUUCAGUUAACGCCUGGACGUUCUGUUGCCCUUCUAUUUGCUUGCAGUGGUAGAGGGGUCCACUUCCACCUAGCCCAGAACGUAGAAAGUAGUAUUUUCAGCGAGUUGUUUCCGGGUGUUCCAGUAGUCGGUCUCUUUGGCAAUGGCGAAUUCGGAUACGAUUCGCUUGGUGGACGUGGAAUACCAGGUAGAAGUCGCCAAUGGCAGCAUAGCUAUACGUCCGUAUUUGUUUUAUUGAACUUUGAGCCGACGAGUGGUCGAAUUUCUCCAGAAGAAUCCAGCGUACCCAGUGAAGGUCAUCAUUAGGUCAAUCGCGCUGGAGAAAGGCAUUGAGCUCUAACUUCAAAAACAAGCGUGGGUCGAAACGGGCUAAACGGCGCACAAACUUUAUCUACUGUUGUUGAUGAAAUGAUAUGCUAAUAGAACAGCAGAUAAAACAUUUAUAUUUUCCAAGCCAAUAUGUAGAGGUGAAUGUACUGAAAACGUGAGCUGUAAAUUGGAUGACUUCUUCUAACGUAGAUGAGCUGUAAAUUGGAUGACCUCUUCUAACUUAGAUUUCUUCUUUGUCAAACAAUUGUCGUAUAGAUGUACAAAAAUCGCUGACGACAAACGUCAUUAGUGUGAUAACGUUUGAUACCCAUUUGAUCUGUUAAGACGUGUGAAAAAACAAAGAACAAUACUGAGUUGGACCUGCGGCGUUAGAGAAGCACGGGCCGUAACGCUGACGAUUUGGCUACUUUAAUUACAAAGCUGCGCUUCGGCUUUGGUCGGAUAUUUAUUUUUAUUAUUUUGUAACAAACAAACACUUGUGUUUUGUGUCCAGCCAUUACUAUUACUGCAAAACUCUUUCAUGACCAUUAUAUAGGUACAUGAUCUAAACCUUAAUAUAUGUAUUAAGACUGGCGGUGCCUAUAUACUUUGUAGCGGAUGAUAGCUUCAUUGAGGGAAUAUUGUUUCAAUACAAUGUAGGUAAAGCGCGGUCUCACUUUUUCCUGUAGCAAGAGUUUGCUUUUACUGACUUACCUUUUAACGAAGAGAGCUCAUGUUCUACUAGAGGGUCUGUGAGACAGGGUCUAUUGAAACAGCGGGACGAUGACCAUUAGCUGUGGGCAUUAGUUUGCUUCACUGUAGUAGUAGUAGUAAAAGACUUUUUUUUUUUCUCUAACAGACGCAGAAACAGCAGAUUUAGUGUCAGCCAAUUACCAAUAAUCAUGCUGACUGCCUUUUAAUAGUUAUUAAGUAAGUUGUUCUCGACUUGUGACUGAAUUAAAAAUAAACAGAUGUUAUAUUACACCGCCAGAUGAACGGGUGUUUCCAUUUUCGAAGUAUUAGUGUUUUCAAAUUAAUUUAUAAUCUAAGCCAAGAAUUCGUUGGAUAUAUUCAAGCAGAGAGAAGUCAUGUACAGGCCUACACGUAACUGCAGUGUUAUUACGAGAUCACUAAUAGAACAAAACGUUCCAUUUUUUUUUUCUCAAAGCAGACGAGAAAUCGUUCCGC
This is a messenger RNA of Varroa destructor (honeybee mite), 2759 nucleotides long. RefSeq names its product F-box only protein 22-like. The record is from RefSeq and is a predicted model, not a curated record. Gene Ontology annotation, biological process: positive regulation of proteasomal ubiquitin-dependent protein catabolic process; protein polyubiquitination. NCBI's taxonomy places the organism in Eukaryota, Metazoa, Arthropoda, Arachnida, Mesostigmata, Varroidae.